GGUACUGUAUCGGAUGAUAUUUGCUCGUUGUUGAAGCCAUGCGCGAAUGGUUUGUGCUCAAAUACAUUCAACGAUUUCGAAUGCCACUGCGAAUAUUCCUGGGCGGGAAAACGCUGCAAUGAGAGGGAUCACUGCGCACUCAAUUCAUGCGGCACAAAUGUCACCUGCACUAACCACGAUGGCGGAUAUGUGUGCAGUUCACCAGCGACAUUCAUUCCGUCGUCAUUUGCUAAAUACAAGUUACUGGAUGGAAUUUCAACGGAUCGCAGUAUUCCCGACUCUUUACAAAUCAGUUUCCUGCUGCGCACACGUUCCGGAUCCGGUCAGAUUAUCUAUUUGAAAGCUCCAAAUGCGUUUCUUUCGCUUUCGCUGAGAAAUGGCUUGCUGAUUUACGAAGCGCUGGUUGAUGGCGAUGUGAAAAAGCGAAGCUCAGAUUCCUUGAUGAACGAUGGUGUCAUGCAUAAUAUUGUUGCGAGCUCGAGUGGUUUGUACAUCGAUGGCAAGCUCAGUGGCACUAAAUCGCUGCCGUUCCCGAAAAACCUUUUCGAAAGCACUCAGAAUUUA
This is a messenger RNA of Gongylonema pulchrum, 564 nucleotides long. Lineage: Eukaryota; Metazoa; Nematoda; Chromadorea; Rhabditida; Gongylonematidae. The record is from the annotation of a GenBank genome assembly.